AUGGACGCACUCAUCGCAUCCGCAGGCCCGAUGCGGCCACCAAAACGCAAGCGCCCAACUCAUGGGAGCAAAGCGCAAUCAGCGCACAAGACGGUCGACCGCGGGCCAGACAAGGAGGCCGUCGACCCCUCUACGGCCUCGAUCCUGACCACUACCCGGACCCCGAGCAGCUUCCACUCGCGCAACCUCGCGACGGGGAAGGGCGCUGAGCCGCUGCGCCCAGAUGCCAGUAUUUCGAGGAUAGCGGACAAGAAAUUGCGCGCCAAGGUUGCGCGGCAGGAUGUGGCGACCAAGCGUGCCAAAGCGGAGCGCGCCGACGUCGACGAGUGGCUCAACGCGCCAGUAUCGGGCGGACAGGGCGGGAUCGAGGUGGACGAGGAAGCUGAGGAACGUACGUGGCGCGUGGGCCAGGACGAGAUUGUAGCAGCCGUCGGCGUCGCCAGCGCCAAAAAGCGCUUCGACCUCAAGCUCGAGAACAUGGGACCUUACAAGGUCGACUACACUCGCAAUGGGCGGUACCUCGCCAUCGCAUCGGCAAAAGGCCACGUUGCAACGUUUGACUGGCAGGCUGGGCGGUUGCUGAGCGAGACGCAACUGCGCGAGGCAGUGCGCGACGUCAAGUUUCUGCAGAACGAGGGUUUCUUCGCCGUCGCACAGAAGAAGUACGUCUAUGUGUACGACGGCAACGGCGUAGAGCUCCACAAGCUCAAACAGCACAUCGACCCCACGCACAUGGAGUAUCUCCCUUACCACUACCUGCUAUCUACUGUCGGUAACGCCGGUCACCUCAAGUACCACGACGUGUCGACGGGUCAGAUGGUGACUCAGCUCGCGACGCGGCUCGGUUCCCCGUCGACUAUGGCCCAGAACCCACACUCGGCCAUCAUCCACCUCGGUCAUGCAAGCGGGACGAUGACGCUGUGGUCGCCCAACAUGACGACGCCGCACGUCAAGCUGCUCGCGCACCGCGGCCCGCUCGCCGGUAUCGCGAUUGACCCAAGCGCCGACAGCGCUGGACGUUACUGCGCGACGGCGGGGAUGGAUGGCACGGUCAAGAUCUGGGACGGGCGCAUGUGGGGCAAGGAGGUGCGCUCGUGGACCGUUCGCAACAACCCCGCGACGCUCUCGUACUCUGGCCGCGGCAUCCUUGCCGUCGGCGGACGCACGGGCGUGACGACCUACCGCGACCCGCACAAGAAUGUCGACAAGCCGGCACCCAACGUGUACCUGACUCUUCCUACGCCCGGCUUGAGUGCGCACAGCACAAAGUUCUGUCCGUUCGACGACGUGCUCGCCGUCGGGCACGGACGCGGCAUCUCCUCCCUCCUGGUCCCUGGUUCCGGAGAGGCCAACUUUGACUCUAACGAGGCGGACGUGUUCGAGAGCCACACGCGCCGGCGGGAGGGCGAGGUUCGCUCGGUGCUGGACAAGAUUCCGUCCAGCCUCAUUACGCUCGAGACCGACUUCCUGGGCCACAUUGUGCCAGACAAGGGCGGGGAGACGCAUGCGGAGCGCGAGGCACGCAGUUUCCGCCAGCUCAGCCGUCUCGAACGCCUCAAGGCUACUGGCAAGGCGGACGCGGACGAGGGCCAACUUGGCGGCCUCAGCGGGAGCGAGGACGAGGAGGGUCCGCAGAAGGAGGAGCGGCAGAAGAAGAAGAUGCGCGGCAAGGGCAAGGCCAUGAAGCGCUUCCUGUCCAAGAAGAAGAAGAAUAUUGUCGACCCUACUUUGAUCGCUGUGCGCGAAAAGGUCGAGGCGCAGGAGCGGGCCGACGAGAAGGAGCGCAAGAUUGCGCGCGGCGAGGUGGUCAAGGAGACUGGGGCACUGGCGCGGUUCGGAUAG
Messenger RNA from Cutaneotrichosporon cavernicola, 1842 nucleotides. RefSeq lists its product as uncharacterized. Gene Ontology annotation, molecular function: protein binding. The transcript has 2 exons. Gene Ontology annotation, cellular component: 90S preribosome; small-subunit processome; nucleolus. Bases 1 to 1842 code for a protein of 613 amino acids. NCBI's taxonomy places the organism in Eukaryota, Fungi, Basidiomycota, Tremellomycetes, Trichosporonales, Trichosporonaceae. Gene Ontology annotation, biological process: maturation of SSU-rRNA from tricistronic rRNA transcript (SSU-rRNA, 5.8S rRNA, LSU-rRNA). The record is from RefSeq and is a predicted model, not a curated record.